CUUGUUCAAUGUCCAUCGUAUUUUCUUCUUCUCCAAAAGAAAAAAAGCAGUGAACAAGAAAUGAAGCUCCUUAAUACAGCUCUGGUGAUCCUUCUCCUAACGAUGAUCGCCGUCUCAUCGGCGAUAGAUAUGUCGAUCAUUUCCUACGAUAAAAAUCACCACACCAUCUCCGCGGGCAGCCGGAGCGACGCCGAGGUUUAUAAACUCUACGAGGAGUGGCUAGUGAAACACGGGAAGGUUCAGAAUUCUCUUACAGAGAAAGACCGACGGUUCGAGAUCUUUAAAGACAAUCUCCGUUUCAUCGACGACCACAACGGGAAGAAUCUUAGUUACAGAUUGGGUCUUACGAAGUUCGCGGAUCUCACUAACGAUGAGUAUAGAUCCAUGUACGUCGGCUCUAGGCUCAAGAGGAAAUCCACAAGGACCAGCCUUCGCUACGAGGCGCGUGUAGGUGACGCGCUCCCGGAGAGCGUUGACUGGAGGAAGGAAGGUGCGGUGGCUGAGGUUAAAGAUCAGGGAAGCUGCGGGAGUUGUUGGGCGUUUUCAGCCAUCGGGGCAGUGGAGGGCAUAAACAAAAUCGUGACCGGAGACUUAAUAUCUUUGUCAGAGCAAGAAUUGGUUGAUUGUGACACUUCAUACAAUGAAGGUUGUAACGGAGGCCUCAUGGACUAUGCCUUUGAGUUCAUUAUGAACAACGGUGGAAUUGAUACAGAGGAAGACUAUCCAUACAAGGGUGUUGAUGGACGUUGUGACCAGACCAGAAAAAACGCUAAAGUUGUCACGAUUGAUUCAUAUGAGGAUGUGCCUGCCAAUAGCGAAGAAUCCUUGAAGAAAGCACUUUCUAACCAACCAAUUAGCGUCGCCAUUGAGGGUGGUGGUCGUGCGUUCCAGCUCUAUGAUUCAGGUAUAUUCGAUGGAAUUUGCGGAACAGAUCUGGACCACGGAGUUUUGGCGGUCGGAUACGGAACAGAGAACGGCAAAGACUACUGGAUUGUGAAAAACUCAUGGGGGUCAAGCUGGGGAGAGAGCGGGUACAUAAGGAUGGAGCGUAACAUUGCAGCUUCAGCCGGAAAAUGUGGAAUCGCUGUGGAGCCUUCAUAUCCGAUCAAAAAUGGCCAAAACCCACCAAACCCAGGACCUUCACCUCCAUCUCCGAUCAAGCCUCCAACCCAAUGUGACAGUUACUACACAUGUCCCCAGAGCAACACUUGUUGUUGUCUCUUUGAGUUUGGCAAGUACUGCCUUUCUUGGGGAUGUUGCCCACUAGAAGCAGCCACUUGUUGUGAUGACAACUAUAGUUGCUGCCCUCACGACUACCCCGUUUGUGACCUUGAUCAAGGAACUUGUUUAAUGAGCAAGAACAGUCCGUUUAGUGUCAAGGCCUUAAAGCGCAAACCUGCAACGCCAUUCUGGUCACAUGGCAGGAAGAACAUUGUGUAAAGAGAAGAUGGAGACACCGCACAUUUGCUUUUUCAUAGACGACUCCUGACUCAUCGGAGCAGAGAGAUCUCUGAAGAGAUUUGUCAGAUGCUUUUAAUGUUGUUGUUUAUGCCAUAACUAGAUACAUAAAAAUGCAGCUGCUGGGUUUCGUGUAUAUAUAAAGAACCAUAAGCUGCAUUUAAGCUCUACGUUGGGUUUCGUUGAUGCAAUGUUAUUAUGGAAGUAUCCCUUAUAUUCUAUAAAAUGAAGUUCCACGUUUCCUUUUGC
Molecule: messenger RNA, 1707 nt
Organism: Brassica oleracea var. oleracea
Lineage: Eukaryota; Viridiplantae; Streptophyta; Magnoliopsida; Brassicales; Brassicaceae
Product: cysteine proteinase RD21a-like
Exons: 5
Coding region: 61-1440 (459 amino acids)
Cellular component (GO): lysosome
Molecular function (GO): cysteine-type endopeptidase activity
Source: RefSeq, a predicted model, not a curated record